AUGGCCAUCCUCGGCUCACACCAGGAAUCACACGCUCCGAGCUACAGCGAUCUCCUCUUCGACCUCCUCUUCGCCGCCUGCCUCAACACCUACAGCAAUGCCGUCUCGCUCGAGAAAUUCGGCGAUGUCGCCGCCUUCACUGGCUACUUUGCCGCGCUCUGGUGGGCAUGGUGGAGCCAGGCCUACUUUGACGUUCGCUACCGGCGUCCUUCGCACUCGCAUCCGUUCCUCUUCAAGUCGAGCCAGCGUAUCAUUCGAGCUGCUGUGCUGGGACUGUGGGUCGGUUUUUCCACCACACCCUCCGAGUUCUCGAGAGCCAGCUUCACCAACUUUACCUUGAUCUAUGGCGCCUCUCGCAUCGCCCUGGCUGUCGACUAUGCGGUGGUGCUUGUCUACGAUCUCGUACGCUGGCGCAAAGUCCGAAGGGUAGGCACUGUAGCUCACGGCAAAAGUCAGGUAAGCCCAUCGGAAGAGCUCGACGAGAUCCCAUCUCAACACAGUGGACAGCACGGGAGACCGACGGGCAACAUCAGCGGCAUCAUUCGGACGCACCUAAUCUCGAUCGCUGCGCUCGUCGCGUCCGGUUUACUUUGGAUCUGCAGUCGAUUCCUGCGGCACCGAGGGAUCCGAGCACCCGUGCUGGUCAUGUGGAUCCUCGGCGUCGGCAUCGAAGCUGCAGCUCAGAUCUUCAAUGAGAUGGGCGGCGCCCUCUCGCCCCUCGGCGAAAGCGUGUUGGCCGAACGACUUGUUCUCUUUGGCCUGAUCAUCCUCGGCGAAGGCUUCACGGGUAUCUCCGAGACGCUCAAUCGCAUCAGUCCCGGUGCCAAGCUGCGCAAUGAUACGCUGGGCGGUCCAUCGAUCGAGAGCGGCGGCUGGAGCGGCGAUACGGUCCUCCAAGCGGUGAGCUGCGUUCUCAUCGUCGUCCUCCAAUUCGGCGGCUACUUUCAUCGAGCUACGAGCCAGAUCGACAUGCGAUCGGUGUUGAUCGUGCUGUGGGCGUAUAUUCACGUUGUGCUGCACAUGGCAUCGGCGCUGCUCGUCAUCGGGCUCAAGAAGAUCCUCGCCUUUAUGAACACGCUCAAUGCCUUCGGCCGCUUCAUCGACUACCCGGCGCUCUACCUGUCGAACAGCACCGAAUCACAGAACAUCACGUCCGCGCUGGCGAGUCAGGCGGACGACAGCGAUGGUUCGGACCUUCUGUCGAACAACACGGCGCUGGCGGGGGUUGCGAGCAUCAUGGCGGUGAUCCAAAGUAACGACGGAGCGAGCAUUCCGACUGUCGAGCAGGCGCGGGCGCUCGUAGCGUCGGUCGUUGGACUCUCCGGCGGCCUAGACCGGGCGAAGGCCCUUAUGGCAGAGGCGAACGUGACCAACGCCAACAACGCGCUCUCGUCCCAAUUCGCCACCUCCCUCGUGCUGCCGUUCAAGUCCUACUUCGAGUUCGCCGACAACGUCAUCAACCCGGACUCGAUCAACCAGUACAUUGUCAAGUCGCUCUUCCAGUUCAAGUACAUCUACGUCGCCAGCGCCGUGUACCUCACCACGGACAUUGUGAUCAAGACCAUGCAGAGCGGGGCGAACCGGAGGUUGCGGUCGUUCAGGUUGGCGAUGGUGGUGAGGUUUGCAUUUGCCAUAGUGCUGGUGCUGUUGCAGGUGGUGUUUACGGAGUUUGACGGCGCGCCGAGCGAUGCGGCGCUGGACGGGGCGUUGGCGAUCUGUGCGGCGGUGCUGCUGGCGGAACUGCUGGCUCAGCAGGUGGUGGACGCAUGCAGAGCGAGAUUGGAUCGCCCGCGACCGGCGAAGGCAAGGUCGCCGUGGAGGUCACUUGGGUUUGGAAAGAGUUCUCACGGGCAGUCACGCAGCAGCUCGCCAGAGUCGAACACGGACAAGGCAGGCGAGGAGAUCAUCGAGAUGACACCGCACCACGAGCUGGACACCACUCAGAAUCGGCCCAGCUACUGA
This is a messenger RNA of Kalmanozyma brasiliensis GHG001, 1962 nucleotides long. RefSeq names its product Low temperature requirement A. The record is from RefSeq and is a predicted model, not a curated record. NCBI's taxonomy places the organism in Eukaryota, Fungi, Basidiomycota, Ustilaginomycetes, Ustilaginales. The transcript has a single exon. The coding region runs from base 1 to 1962 and encodes 653 amino acids.